UCUUUGCUUCCACCUCCAACAUUAUUCCCUGUCUCACCCAAGCUGUCCUGCCCCGCCUCGCGGCAGCAAACAGCAAUACCUGCAGCUGCAGGCCACCACCAACCGCGCCACGCCAUUUACCACCAUAUAAUCAUCACUCACCCCAAGGCUUGUCGGGAGCGAAGCCAAGCCAGUCUUGUGUUGGAAGAACAGAGCAGCAGCUUGCAGAUCGAGAGUUCGGGAGAGGCAAUGGCGACUUCGUUCCAGGGGACGACCACCAAGUGCAACGCCUGCGACAAGACGGUGUACCUCGUCGACAAGCUCACCGCCGACAACCGGGUCUACCACAAGGCCUGCUUCAGGUGCCACCACUGCAAGGGCACCCUCAAGCUCGCAAAUUACAACUCGUUCGAAGGAGUGCUCUACUGCAGGCCUCACUUUGACCAGCUCUUCAAGAGGACCGGGAGCCUGGACAAGAGCUUCGAAGGCACUCCAAAGGUUGUCAAGCCAGAAAGGAAUGUUGGGAAUGAGAAUGCUACUAAAGUCUCCAGCGCAUUUGCUGGCACCAGAGAGAAAUGUUUUGGAUGCAGCAAGACAGUCUAUCCAAUUGAGAGGGUUACUGUGAAUAACACUAUGUACCACAAGAGCUGCUUCAAAUGCUGCCAUGGAGGGUGCACCAUCAGCCCUUCGAAUUACAUCGCGCACGAGGGCAAGCUCUUCUGCAAGCACCACCACACCCAGCUGAUCAAAGAGAAGGGCAAUUUCAGCCAGCUCGAGAACGACCACGACAAGACAUCACAGAGUGCCGGGUCAGUGGAUGAUGAAGACUCGGAGUAUUAGUCAGUCCUUGGGGAUAUCCAGAGAUGAAUAACGAGCCCUUCUGCAUUUGCACCAGAGCAGUAUAUCUUUCUGCUGUGUGGUUCUUUUGGGUUUUUCCAAUCGAGAUCAAGUGCAUUCCGAAGACAAUUAUGUUAUUGCCUUGUACGCAUGUAAACCUUGUUAUAUCCGAGUCAAAAUAUCUCUACCUGGUUCGACGA
Messenger RNA from Aegilops tauschii subsp. strangulata, 1016 nucleotides. RefSeq names its product LIM domain-containing protein WLIM1. NCBI's taxonomy places the organism in Eukaryota, Viridiplantae, Streptophyta, Magnoliopsida, Poales, Poaceae. The record is from RefSeq and is a predicted model, not a curated record.